AUGGCCGAAUUCUCGGAUACAGACUUGUGCGCGAUUCCGCUGGGGAAGCCGCCCGAGGGCCAAGUGUCCAACUUCGUGGACCCGCCGAGCCUGAGCCGGAUCAACAUCGUCAUCAACGGCACCGUGAUGGCAUCGACGUUUCUCAUUGUGGCCGGGCGACUCUUCGUCAAUCGGAUGAUGAAGAUGCUGACGUGGAGUGACUAUCUCGCCCUGAUGGCGCUUGUGCUUUCGCUCACUGAGGCCAGCUUGAUGCUUACCCAGCUCCGUCUUGCACGGCACGCGUGGGAUAUACCGGUCUGCUGGCGACUGGGGAACGCUACGAAGAUCUACUUCGCGCGGGCAUGCUUGGUCAUUACAGCCACGGCCCUUGCCAAGGCGGCCAUCUUGCUACUGUUCAACCAGAUGUUCACGGUUGAGCGGCGCGCCCAUGUGGCUAUCCUAGCCGGGCUGGUGGUGAACGGCGUGCUCUUCUUGCUCGGCAUCGCGUUCGAGUCGUAUGACGUGGUUCCAGCUCCCGGGCAGACGUGGGACCAGGCGGCUCUCAGCGACAAAUCGGACCGGUUCAGCACCUGGGCCAUCGCGACGGGGGUGCUCACCCUGCUCUUAGAUAUAUACAUCUUCGUGCUGCCCGUGCCGUUUAUUGCCAGGCUUAAUUGGUCGACCAGGCAACGGCUGAAGGCACUUGCUAUGUUCUCAACGGGUUUAUUGGCCGUCGUUACCAGUCUCACGUCCCUCGUGUACAGAGUCAGGAUGAUGGAGGAGGAGCAGUCCGACAUGACGUGGUACGCGGCGCUCGUGCUGAUGUGCAUCGUGGUCGAGGUGCACAUCGCCAUCAUUGUCAGCUCGAUGCCGGGCUUCGCCAAGUUCAUGAGGGUCUACCUGGGCGGGACGAUGACGGGAAGCAGCCGCGCGGCCGGCGGCGACUGCGAGAAGAACAAGCCGAGAACGAGGGGUGAGCGGUAUACUGAGAUGCGCGAGUCGUGGCUGUUCAAGACGACGGGGACGGCGACCGCGAUGGCGAAGGCGGACGACACGGCUGAUGCUGCUGUCGUUCCGGGGAUGCGGCCAGCGCCAGCGUUGUCAGGGGUUGACGCUGGUGCGGACAGUUCACAUUGA
Thermothielavioides terrestris NRRL 8126 is the source of this 1116-nucleotide messenger RNA. RefSeq lists its product as uncharacterized. The transcript has 6 exons. The record is from RefSeq and is a predicted model, not a curated record. Lineage: Eukaryota; Fungi; Ascomycota; Sordariomycetes; Sordariales; Chaetomiaceae. Bases 1 to 1116 code for a protein of 371 amino acids.